AUGAAAAAUUGUUCUCAGUCUUUUUUAUUUACUACAAAGUUAUCAUAAAUCAUUCGAAAUGGAAGUACAAUCACCAUAACGGUCUAUUAAGAUAGACUUUCCUUGAGUGGCCUUAAAAAAUCAAGUGGAUGUGAAAAAUUUGACAAGGAUAUCGACUUUUAAACUACACAUUAUGUUCUUAAUUGGGAUUACUCUAUGUAAGUUUUAACAUGAUUCAUUAUAGCCAUUCAAAAGUCAUUGAAGGUUUCAGUCUUUGUAAAUAAAAUAAAAGAAGGUACAUCUUCAGUGGAAGCAGUGACCAGCUCAGCUAGUUAAAAAAUAUUUUAGGAGGUUUAAUGGCUUUUUCAGAUUGGGAAAAAGAUUUUAAGUUUGUUAAACACAUCAGAAACAACUAAAAAUGCCAGGUAUCCUUUCUUUACAAUUAUUUUUUAAGAUUAUCCUUGCCAAACAUGAAAAUUAAUAUCAAGUUCUCAAACUUAUUGAUUUCCUAUGUCCAAAUAACUCAAAUAAUUAUACAAUAUAGACUUCAGAAGAAUUACGGGCACUCAAACUUAUUUAGAAGAAUCCUCACAACAAUAUACAUGGCUUCAAUUCAUAUUACAUCGAUGAAAUGAAGUGUUUUCUUGUUAUGGAUUAUCUAUCUUAAGGCACUCUUUAUGAUCUUUAGAAAAAGUAUAACUAUAAAAUUCCAAUUAACAUUAUCUAAGAAGUGAUGUAACAGAUUUUAGAGGGUAUUAUGUUUUAUUAACAAAUUUAGGUUUAAAUCAUUUGCAUUAAUUAAAAAUCAUACAUAGAGAUAUUAAAUAUGAUAAUAUUAUGGUAGCAUCAUUUAAUCCAAUACAGAUAAAAAUCAUUGAUUUAGGACUAUGUGUGAUAGAUAAUUCUUCUAAUUCAAGAGCUGGAACAGGUGGAUACAUUGCUCCAGAAGUUUUUUAAUCAACUAAAAUUACCGAUAAAAUUGAUAUUUUUAGUGCAGGAGCAGUUUUCCACAAAUUAUUAGUCGGUAAACCUAUUUAUGAUGAUCUUGUUUAAAACUAAAAUGGUAAUAUUCGAAUCAAUUCUCAUAUCUAAAAUCAAAAUGCUCUUGACCUUUUGCAUUAAAUGCUCAACUUUGAUCCAAAAUUAAGAUAUAGUGCUUAUGAUUGUUUAGCUCAUCCUUUCUUUACCGAUGAAUCAGACUCACUAUCUUCUAAGUAAUUCAAUUGUUUUAAUUUAGAACUUCAUUGUAUCAGUAUUUAUCUCCUAAGCAAGUUAAAUUGUAAGUAUUUACACCUGCAACAGAUUUCAUUACCAAUUAGAAUAUUCACCCCUUUAAACUUAAUUGACUUUAGUGACU
Molecule: messenger RNA, 1336 nt
Organism: Paramecium sonneborni
Lineage: Eukaryota; Ciliophora; Oligohymenophorea; Peniculida; Parameciidae
Source: the annotation of a GenBank genome assembly